Lactuca saligna is the source of this 1179-nucleotide messenger RNA. Lineage: Eukaryota; Viridiplantae; Streptophyta; Magnoliopsida; Asterales; Asteraceae. The record is from the annotation of a GenBank genome assembly.
AUGGCAUUACAAAACAUUGGUGCUGGCAACAGUGAUGACGCCUUUUACAGAUACAAAAUGCCCAAAAUGGUCACCAAAAUUGAAGGGCGUGGAAAUGGAAUUAAAACAAAUAUAGUCAACAUGGUUGAUGUUGCUAAAGCUUUAGCUAGACCACCUUCUUAUACUACUAAGUAUUUCGGGUGUGAACUCGGUGCCCAAUCGAAAUUUGAUGAAAAGACGGGUGUGUCCUUGGUCAACGGGUCCCACGACACUGCAAAACUCGCGGGUCUUCUUGAAAUUUUUAUUAAAAAAUACGUUCAGUGUUACGGAUGUGGGAAUCCAGAAACUGAAGUUUUGAUUACUAAAACUCAAAUGGUUCAGCUCAAAUGUGCUGCUUGUGGGUUCAUAUCUGACGUGGACAUGAGAGAUAAGUUAACAUCAUUUAUCCUCAAAAACCCACCUGAGCAAAAAAAGUCAAAAGACAAAAAAGCCCUUAGGAGGGCUGAAAAGGAGAGGUUAAAAGAAGGGGAAGCAGCUGAUGAGGAGAAUAAAAAGGUCAAGAGUAAAAAAAAGGGAAAAGAAGUAAAACCCACAUCUUCACCACCUGCUGACGUGGCAGAUGUCGACGAUGACAACAUCCAAUGGCAGACUGACACGUCAGCGGAAGCCGCACGCCAGCGUGUACAAGAACAGCUGAGCGCGGUGACAGCCGACAUGGUGAUGCUGUUGGAUGAGCCGGAGGAGGCGAAAACGCCACAUCAGAUUCUAGUGGAGAAAGUGAAGGAGGAUUUGGAGAAAGGAGUGGGGCCGGAUGUGAUGAUGUCAGCGCUGACUGGGACGAGAAAGGAGAACGUGAACGCGGUGUAUGAAGGGUUAUUUGACGGGGUGGAGAAGGGGUUUGCGAAGGUGGUGGUGAAGAGACGGAAGUAUCUGGCGGCGGUGGUGGCGGAUGGGGAGGAGGGGCAGAUGAUGUUGCUUGGGGCGGUGGAGGAGUAUUGUGGGAAGGUGAAGAAUCCGGUGGCGGUGAAGGAGGUGGCGCUUGUUUUGAAGGCGCUUUAUGAUGCGGAUGUGGUGGAGGAGGAGUAUGUGGUGAAGUGGUAUGGGGAGGGGUUGAAAGGUGGGAAUAAGGAUUCCGUUAUCUGGAGGAAUGCGAAGCCGUUUGUGGAAUGGCUUCAGAGUGCGGAAUCGGAAUCAGAGUAG